Saccostrea cuccullata (small rock oyster) is the source of this 1825-nucleotide messenger RNA. Its product is annotated as heat shock 70 kDa protein 12B-like. The record is from RefSeq and is a predicted model, not a curated record. Bases 16 to 825 code for a protein of 269 amino acids. Lineage: Eukaryota; Metazoa; Mollusca; Bivalvia; Ostreida; Ostreidae. The transcript is spliced from 4 exons.
UGACAAGUAAAAGUAAUGGCGUUGAAUACGGGUGGCGACGCUUGGAUAGUGGCUGCUAUAGAUUUUGGGACAACAUACAGUGGUUACGCGUUUUCGAUGAGUGGCGAUCCAUUAACAUUUUAUUCCCCAGGAAUAUGGUAUUCUGGACAAGGAGGAAUGUCUUCAAUGAAGACUCCUACAUGUUUACUGUUAAAUCCAGACCAGACUUUCAAUGCAUUUGGAUUCAAGGCCGAAGAAUUGUACGCUUCACUGGCCACUGAAGAUGAGCACCUCGAGUACUUCUUUUUCCAGAGAUUUAAAAUGGAUCUUCAUUUUAAGAAUGUGAAAAAAGAUUUAUGCAUUAAAGAUGUUUCUGGCAAAUCGUUAUCAGCCAUGAAAAUAUUUUCUUUGUCUAUUAAAUACCUUAAAGAUCAUUGUCUUAAAACGAUGCGAGACAGAGGAGUAGAAACCAGACAAACGGAUAUCAAAUUUGUCUUGACGAUUCCUUCCAUUUGGAAUGAUCGUUCAAAAGAGUUUAUGAGAACUGCAGCUGUUGAAGCCGGUAUAAGAAAUGAUAGCUUAGUGCUAGCUUUGGAGCCAGAAGCAGCCUCAGUCUACUGUCAACGAGUCCCUCUAGAAAAUCUUAAACAUGGAACGGGAAAAACAAUAAGUGUUCCUGGCACCAGAUAUUUAGUGGCAGAUAUUGGAGGUGGCACAGCUGACUUUAGUGUUCAUCAAGUUGACGACGAUGGGUCAUUGACAGAACUUUAUCGCGCGAGUGGAGGGCCGUAUGGAGGGAUUUACGUUGAUGAAAAAUACCUGAAAAUAUACGAUACAAUUUUUUGACAAAAAGCACUUGAAAAGCUCAAAUUUCAUGAUAUGGGAGAAUAUUUUACAAUUCUCAAAGAAUUUGAAAACAAAAAGCGCUCAAUCAAUCCAGAUUUUCAGAUGUCUUUUGUUACAAAAUUGCCAGCUAUACUAAACCAAAACUGCUCUGACCAAGAUAAAAUGAAAGCUAUUCAGGCAUCCUAUUUAAAAGAUCAAGUAAAAAUUGUGAAAGACAAGGUGAAAAUUUCUGCUCGAAUGAUGAUGAGUUUUUUCGAAGACUCAUUAAGUCAAACUAAAAAACAUGUUAUGGAAAUUUUACAAACUGUCACAAAUAUAGAACAUAUUCUCAUUGUUGGUGGUUAUGGCGAGUGUAGUUUGUUACAAGAAACAUUCAAAAAAGAGUUUUCGAACAAAAAUAUUGUUAUACCCAAUGAGUGUAGCUUGGCUGUUAUCAAGGGUGCAGUACUAUUUGGACAUGAUCCUAUGGCGAUAUCGUCAAGAAUUUUACGGUAUUCCUAUGGUCCUGCAGUACAUGCCAUUUUUGAUUCAACAAAGCAUCCGGAAGAAAAACGAUAUAUCGAUAAAAAAGGCAUUGAAAGAUGUAACGAUGCCUUCGACCAGCUAAUCGCCAGAGAUACAAAAGUACCUUCAUCUGGGAAAACAUUAACUCAUACGGCAGUUCCACUUUAUGAUGAUCAGAAAGGUUACGUUUUGCGCUUAUAUUGCACAGAGGAAAACGGUCCUGCAGUGAUUAAAGACAACUUUCAACUUGUUGGCAAGCUGAACGUUUCUGUACCUGAAUACAUCCAGGGCAAAUGGGAAGCAGAAGAACAUUAUACUUUCGGUAUGACAGAAAUCAAGGUGUCGUCGACAGUCAAGGAAACCGGAGAAACUUUUGAAACCUCGUUUGACUUGCUUGAAUAAUUUUUUACCAAAUAAUCUGAACAACAAUUGAUAAAAGAAUUUUCUAAACUCUCUGAAAUAUUUGUUAUGCACGAUGCUAGGCCCCAAUCAAAUU